AUGGAGUAUGGUGUUUAUGUUCAACAUACAUCUGAUAGCAAUAUAAUUCUGGUAUGUCUCUAUGUUGAUGACAUAUUGCUAACAUGGAGCUAUUCAGAUGAUAUAUCUAGGUUCAAGAAGGUGCUGAUGAAUGAGUUUGAGAUCACUGAUCUAGGAAAUAUGAAAUCUUUUAUAGGGAUGGAGAUUUUUUACUCUGAUAAGAGAUUUGAGCUGAUGAACUGCAAGUUUUCAAUCACAUCUGAUGAAAUAAAUCACAAGUUGGAUUCUGAUGUUGAGGGUGAUAAUGUAGAUGCUACAACUUUUAAACAGUCGGUAGGCUCACUGAGAUAUCUUUGUAAUACCAUAAUUGAUAUUUGUUAUGCAUCUGGAAUGGUGAGUAGGUUUAUGAACAAAUUAAAGUGGUCACAUUACCAAGCUGCUGUCAGGAUACUGAGGUUCUUUAUAUACAUAACAAGCUAUCUGGCUUAUGAACUUGCUACAGGAUUUGAAGAUCAAGGUGAACAAGCUUGUGAAGUUGAUGAUUGA
Molecule: messenger RNA, 525 nt
Organism: Lathyrus oleraceus (garden pea)
Lineage: Eukaryota; Viridiplantae; Streptophyta; Magnoliopsida; Fabales; Fabaceae
Exons: 3
Coding region: 1-525 (174 amino acids)
Source: RefSeq, a predicted model, not a curated record